Molecule: messenger RNA, 3514 nt
Organism: Ruditapes philippinarum (Manila clam)
Lineage: Eukaryota; Metazoa; Mollusca; Bivalvia; Venerida; Veneridae
Exons: 9
Coding region: 91-2913 (940 amino acids)
Source: RefSeq, a predicted model, not a curated record
ACAGUGUGUAGUUCUAACAGCCACCGUUUUAAAUUCGUAAAUAUUAAAUAUAGACGUUUUGUAUAUUUGUUGUUAUUAAUAAGAUUAACAAUGGCUGAAGGUUAUGGUGGGGCCAAACCAAAGACAAGAGGCCGGGACGGAAAUGCCGGUAAAGCUAAGAAAGGAAGGGUAGACAAAUCCAGUUCCGCAUUUACAUUGCAGAGUGUUAAAAAUCAUAAUGCAGUGGAAAAACCUGGUGUAGCAACAGCAAGAUGUUUUAGCGAUAACUUAAAUAUGACUGAUUAUAAAGCAAAAAACAGUGUAGACGAGAUUUAUUUUCUUGAAGGAGUUGAGCAAAUACAGACGAAAUCUCCAAAGUUUGAAGAUACUGAUACAGAAUUGAAUAGUGCUUGCAUUAAUUAUAAUAACGUAACAAAUGUAAACUCAUGUAAUGGAUUAAAGUUUCCAUUAAGUGAUUGCAGUGGAGAAAAGUUUGAUGGUAUAAGGUUUCAGGAGUUUGGUAAACUCUCUAAAGAGAAAGAACAAGAGUAUUUGUCUGCAAGGGAACGAUGGAAGAAAUCAGGUCUUGCGCUUAGAAAAUAUAUCGCGGAAAAACUUGGAUUUAGACAAGAGGAGAGGACUAAGAAUAGCUUUGAGCGUGUAAAAAAACAAGAAAAUGGCGUGAAAAGAAAAUCUGAAAAUAUUCAGUUGGUUAAAAAGAGAAAUAACCUUCAAGGGUCUGAAAGUUUUAAAGAUGAAUCUGUUAUGCCAAGGUCAAAGUCAUUUCUGAGAUAUUUUGGAUUUGGAAAGGAAAAUGGCAGUAACAGAGUAAGUCAAGGUGGGAUGAAAAGUUCAAAAAGUUUUGAUGCAUCAUCAAGUGAUGCUUGGCCUGAGAGUUCAACUGACACUUGUAAGUCGACUUCUGAUUGGUCGGCUGAUAACACUUUAACAAAUCAGAGUUCAGAUAAUAAUAUUUGGACGAAUCAAAAGUGUCGAGGCACACAGACACAAAAUCCAACUAAUUGUAAGUGUCAGAAAGGAGCAAAGGCUAAAAAAGCACCUGAAUGUAAGCAUAAAUCAAAAUCACAUAGACAUUUGAAACAGCAAAAGUCAAAUAAGGAGUCUACAAAGAAUGACUGUUUAAAAUCAGACCAAUCGAAGAAGAAAACAGGGCUAGACAAAGAGAAAUGGAUCGGAAUUCUUGAUAAUGAAAUACCAUCAUCAUCGGAGGGGGAGGAAGAAUUUGAAUAUGUUUUAGAUCCAGAGUAUGGUGAAAUAGUAAGAAGAGCCAAAUCACGGAAACCACGUUCAUCCAGUGGUCAAAGUAAUUCCAAAAGCACCGAUACAGGUUCAAGAGGUAGUCAAGAAAUAAGAGACUCGACAUACGAGGCUUUGUUAACUCUACAUCAUGCUAUCCCAUACCUUCCCGAGAGUUUUAGAAACAGGCUUCAAAGUACGUCUGCUGACCAAGGGCAGACAAGUCAUGAUACCACUAAUUCCAAUAGUUCAGUGGAGGUCACUCUAAACAAUACAGGGGAGGUCACUCUAAACAAUACAAAGGUGAAAGCAUCGAGGGAAAAAAAUACUGAAUUAGGUUAUUCAAUAACUGGAGACAAACAUUUACAGUCAUCUAAAAAUAGUUUGGUAGAAAAACGAAAACAAACCCAAAGAGAUGAAAAGAACCUUAAGAAAUUUAAUAAAGACAAAAGUAAUUGGAAAAGAAGGCUUGAGGAAAGUGAUAAAAGUGGUAUUGAUAAAAGAUAUGAGUCGUAUGAUAUGGUAGAAGAUUUUGAGAACACCUUGGAAGAUCCGUUUAUUGUGAAAUCCGAUUCAAAAAUAGAUCUAUGUUCUGGCUUGAUGGAUUUAGUUAGAGAGAUCGACAUUCCAUUUAUAGAUGAAGACGGUGAAACUAAAUUUGAUAACAUUGGAAAGGAGAGGAGCGCUAGGCAAAGAGAUGUUACAGACAAUUAUAGUGGUGUUAUGCCUGAUAUAUGUGAUACAAGUGGAUUUAGCCCUGAUGUAAGAAUACCUCUGAAUUGCCAUGAAGGGACCAGUGCCGGUGAUAAUUCAGAAAGACUUAGUAGAAACUGUAUUGGAAUGCUGAACUGUAGUUCAGGAACAAGGGAAGCCAGGACCAAUCGGGUUGAAGAUAAAGAUUUUUACGGGAAUAUAGUUGGUUCCUCGGAGACGAGUUUUGAAGAUGACCCAGAUUACCCGGGUAUGAGGACACUAAAUGACAGCUUUAACCGUCUCCUUGGCGACGAUGAUACUGACACAAGUACUGACAGUUCUGUACUUCCAAAUUUCAUGCAAAGGUCAUCAAGGUCAGAUGAAUCUGGGUCAAGGUCAAAGUCAUCAGAUGAUAGCAUAGAGGCAGAUGAUGAGUUUGAGUGUGAAUGUGAACAUUGUCAGUUGCUACGGCAACACAGUUAUGGCACCAGUAACCUUGACCUUUUGCCCCCAAGGUUAUACACAGAGGAUAUGGGAUUUCCAUAUGACCUAGAAAGUUCAGCUUCAGGUCAAACUGAUACGGAGUCUAGUACAGGAUUCAGAUCAGCCAUGUUUCUAGAGGACUAUGAUUUUCUGCUGGACAGAUCUAACAAUGAGCUUGACUGGUUAAUUGUUGAUAGUCGACCAUUGUCUUUGAUGUUAGAGGACGUGAUACAGCAGAUGUUGGCAGUACAACCCGAGUUAUUGAGUGAACAGGCUGCACCACCGGCCCCACAGAUUGUGAUCGAAAACCUACCCACAAUUCCUCUUACUUUAUCUCAUAUUGAUCAACAUCCAUCAUGUCCGAUAUGUCUUUGUCUAUGUGAAGUAGAGGAACUGAUGACACUGUUACCAUGCCAACAUAUAUUCCAUCCUAUAUGUAUACAGGCUUGGCUUAUCAAGUCAGGGACUUGCCCUGUGUGUAGAGCCAAACUUAACAAAUGAUUUCUACAACAUGAAGUUCUACCAUGGAGACUCAAGUGACUUACGUUUCAGUGUAUAAUUAAAGCAGGUCAUUUGGAACUACCAAGUGUCAUUCCUCGAGAACAAACGUAACAUGACAGUCUGCGAUGUGCAAAACACGGUGUAAUAUUAAAACAUGUUAAACAUUUUCUAGAACUGGUAAAGGUAAAAUGUAAAGAUGGACCAUUGAUAAAGUGAUAGUUUCUCAUCUCUUACAACAAUAUUACAGGAUGUACAAUUGUUAUUUGAGCCGUGUCACGACAAAACCAACAUAAUGGGUUUGCGACCAGCAUGGAUCCAGACCAGCCUGAUCAGGAGUCAUGCUGUUCGCUUAUGAACCCUAUAACAAGUAGAGAAGUGAUAGCGAACAGCAUGGAUCCUGAUCAGACUGCGCAUAUGCAAACCCAUUAUGUUGGUUUUGUCAUGACACGGCUCAUUUCAUUUUAAAGUAUUGUUUUACAGGAGUGUGGAAGAUGCCACUUGUUCAUUUUUUUCUAAAAAUCUAAAGAUUUAUUAAAUGAUUUUCACAACAUAGUCAUGAAAAUGUACCGUUGUACCGAUAGUAAAAUGUUGUUUUCCUUCA